This is a messenger RNA of Ctenopharyngodon idella (grass carp), 873 nucleotides long. RefSeq names its product BLOC-1 related complex subunit 7 (gene borcs7). The coding region runs from base 44 to 355 and encodes 103 amino acids. Lineage: Eukaryota; Metazoa; Chordata; Actinopteri; Cypriniformes; Xenocyprididae. The transcript is spliced from 5 exons. Gene Ontology annotation, cellular component: BORC complex. The record is from RefSeq and is a predicted model, not a curated record.
GUCAUUUUAAAUUGUCCCUCUCCUGGUGCCGUAGUAAACAGUAAUGGCUUCCACCGAGACGCAGUCGCGUUUCGGUCAAUCUGUUAAAGGUUUAUUGUCUGAUAAAGUGACUUCUUGCAGUGGAGAUGUGAUCGCUCUAACCCGUCAAGUGUUGAAAGGAUCCCGGAGCCAAGAACUACUCAGUCAGGCAGCGAGAAAUAUGGUAAUUCAAGAAGAUGCCAUUCUGCAUUCUGAAGAUAGUCUACGGAAAAUGUCUAUUAUAACGACCCACUUGCAAUAUCAGCAAGAGGCCAUUCAAAAGAAUGUAGAACACUCCAAAAACCUGCAGGACCAGCUGAGACACUUGAUGAAAUAAUGUAGCUAUUCUAACAUCAUGCUGUGGAUAUAGACUACUCUAGUUUUUCAUUGAUUUUUUUUUAACAGUAAAUCACAUCAUUAUUUGAGAUUGCAGAUGAUGGCUCAUUUCAUGCAAAGGUCAUCAUCCUUCUCUUCUCUUCAGUUUGCUUCUGGUUGCUUUUGCAAAGCAUGCAUAAGACCUUCAAGUGAAGGCUUCUCUGUGAGAGACUAUUUCCAGUAUUCGUAUUUGUCUUCAUAUAUGUCAAAACAAUAUGAACUGUUUUUGUCUCAUCUUUUUAAGCAUAGAUUUGUGUAAGAACAUUUGCUUUUAGACUUUUAGGUCUUGAAUUCAUUGUGCACCAGCUGUACAAAUUGUAUUUUCUUUAUUUACGUCUUGGUUUAUGGUGUUAUUGUUGUGCUAAACUUGAAUAUUUUUCUAUAAAAUGCCACAAAUAAUUGUUUCUGCACAUUUUGCUAAUUAUUAUUUUGUGUGUGUGUAAGCUUGGAGCAACUUUAUUAAAUGUAUGUGGAAAACUA